CGCGGCCCCUCAGCUCAGCCCCGCCCCGAGCGGCGGCGGCGGCGCCGGCCUGACCCCGCUCCGGUCCGGUCCCGUCGGGUGCGCGGCGAGCGGCGGCCCCUGCGGCGGGGCGGCGGCGGCGGCAUGGCCGUGCCCUGGGCUCUGCCCGCGCCCCUCAGCCCGGCGCAGCUGAAGCGCCUGGAGCAGCACCGCUACAGCGCGGCCGGGCGCUCGCUGCUGGAGCCGUGGCUGCAGCCCUAUUGGGCCUGGCUGGUGGAGCAGGUCCCUCUGGGGCUGGCCCCCAACGCCAUCACCCUGGGCGGCCUCUUGCUGAACUGCCUGACGGCGCUGCCGCUCAUCGCCUGCUGCCCCACCGCCACCGAGCAGGCACCUUUUUGGGCAUACAUCCUGGGUGCAUUAGGACUUUUUAUCUACCAGUCUCUGGAUGCCAUUGAUGGGAAGCAAGCCAGAAGAACAAACAGUAGUUCUCCUCUAGGAGAACUCUUUGAUCAUGGUUGCGACUCUAUUUCCACAGUUUUUGUUGUCCUUGGAUCCUGCAUAGCAAUCCGACUAGGAACAAAUCCUGACUGGUUGUUUUUCAGUUGUUUUGUGGGACUGUUCAUGUUCUAUUCUGCUCACUGGCAGACAUAUGUAUCAGGCAUACUAAGGUUUGGAAAAGUUGAUGUAACUGAAGCUCAGAUAGCCAUAACAGUGCUGCUCUUGAUAUCUGCGUGUGGUGGAACAGCAAUAUGGGACUUUAAGGUCCCUUUGGUGGGCUUAGAGCUGAAGUUCUUUGCAGUUUUUGUCAUACUGUGUGGAACAGCACUUUCUUUUUUCAAUUACUUCCGUGUCAUCUUUGGUGGAGGGGUUGGAAAGAAUGGAUCUACGAUAGCAGGAACAAGUGUUCUUUCACCAGGCCUGCACAUCGGACUUCUUAUCACUCUGGCCAUUAUGAUCUAUAAAAAGUCUACAACUCAGCUGUUUGAAAAACAUUCUUGUCUGUAUAUCCUGACCUUUGGAUUUGUGAACGCUAAGAUCUCGCAGAAGUUGGUGGUGGCUCACAUGACAAAAAGUGAAAUCUGUCUUCAGGACACUGCAUUUAUUGGGCCAGGACUUCUGUUUUUGGACCAGUACUUCAACAGUUUUGUUGAUGAAUAUAUUGUUCUAUGGAUAGCACUGUUCAUAUCCUUGUUUGACAUGCUGAGAUAUGCCACUGGUGUAUGCCUGCAGAUUGCUGCUCAUCUUCAUAUACAUGUCUUCAGAAUUUCAUCUCAUCAAGCUCCUGAACAGGUACAGGUUGUUUCUCCAUUGAGCCAUCAGAAUAACAUGGACUGAAGAGACUUGCGAACAGUUGCCAUCUCCUGCUGUUGCUGUUACAAGAAAAGGAGAUAAUGCUGAAUAAAUGCCAUCUCGAUAUGAUUGCUUUAAGCUAAUUAAAUGAAUGUCAAAUGACUUUUUCAUAGAA
This is a messenger RNA of Phalacrocorax carbo (great cormorant), 1444 nucleotides long. NCBI's taxonomy places the organism in Eukaryota, Metazoa, Chordata, Aves, Suliformes, Phalacrocoracidae. The record is from RefSeq and is a predicted model, not a curated record.